Molecule: messenger RNA, 2665 nt
Organism: Nelumbo nucifera (sacred lotus)
Lineage: Eukaryota; Viridiplantae; Streptophyta; Magnoliopsida; Proteales; Nelumbonaceae
Source: RefSeq, a predicted model, not a curated record
AAUCGAAAUACAAGGCCAAGGCACUAACUCCCAAAGCCCAAUACGUUGAAAAAAUAUCGGGGAAGCGAAGACGCUGACUCUUUCUCUCUCUCUCUCUCUCUCUCUCUCUCUCCCCCCCAAGGCCCCAACACACACGCCAAUGCCAUCUGGAUUUCUAGAUGGCAGAUGCAAUGCAAACUCACCUUCUCCCAUCACACCGACCCCACACUUCUCCCUUGCUUGUUCUCAUUUGACAGUUAGAAAUCCAUCACUGCCAUCAAUCUACACCAACAGACUUUCUUUUCUCUCGAGCUCUCCGUGUUACCUAAUCACCCCUCUGCAAUUUAAUCGUUCCAUAGACAAACCCUAAUUUUUCCCAUAACACUCAGAGGCUACUAUGUCGUGGUUGAGAUCCGCAGUGAGCAAAGCUGUCGAGGUCGGCGGCAAGAACAACCUUACACGUACCGUCAGGAGCUACGCCGAUUCCGUCGUCCAACAUGCCGGUCAAGCUGUUGCUGAGGGUGCCAAGCUUUUGCAGGAUCGCAUUGGGUCCAGGAAUUUCAAAAGCUUUAAACAUACUGUGAAAAGAUUGGAAGAGGUUUCUAUUUCUUGUAGGGGGCUAGAAAGAAUUCAAUUAUUGAGAAGGUGGUUGUUUGCACUUAAAGAAAUCGAAAAAUUAUCUGGAAAUUCUAUUGAUGACAAAGAAAAGGUUCUUGAUCAGCAUCUUGCUUCUGAUGAAUCCAGCUCUCCAAAAAACCCCCCCAUGGUUCUGUUUUAUGACUCUGAAUUAGGUGGUGAGCCAAUGAAUUUUCGUGAUGUCUUCCUUCAUAGUCAAGCUCUGGAAGGCAUAACAUUGUCCAUGAUUCUUGAAGCACCAAACGAGGAAGAAAUUUCUUUGCUUUUGGAGAUAUUUGGCCUCUGUCUUACAGGGGGAAGGGAAGUACAUAAUGCGAUAGUGAGCAGUAUACAAGAUUUGGCAAAAUCAUUCUCAAGCUACCAAGAUGAAGUAUUGGUAAAGCGAGAAGAGUUGCUCCAAUUUGCACAAGGUGCAAUUACAGGGUUGAAAAUAAAUGCUGAUCUUGCAAGAAUAGAUGCUGAGAUUUCAAAACUGCAACAAAAAAUUGAUGAAAUGAGAGCUUCUCGUCUGUCUUCAAGCAAAGCAGAUGAGAAAACAUCUGAAAAAACAACUAUUGCAACACUGGAGUCUCUAAAAGACGCGCUUGCAGAAGUUCGGCUUUGUUCCAAAUUAGAAGCACUCUUGCUAAAGAGGAAAUCACUAAAUAAUGGAGAUUCACCAGAGAUCCAUUCUCAAAAGGUUGAUAAGUUGAAAGUCUUGUCAGACUCUCUUGCUAACUCCACCUUGAAAGCCGAAAAGCGCAUUUCAGAUCACAGGCACCAAAAAGAAGAGGCUCUUAAAUUUCGUUUUGCCAAAGCUGGUGAGGUUAGCGAAAUUGAGAAGGAAUUAGCUAUGGAGAUUUCAAGUCUAGAGAGGCAAAGAGAUGAACUUGAAGCUGAAUUGAAAAGGGUUAACAUCUCCUUGGCUGCUGCUCUUGCACGCCUUCGCAAUACCCGGGAAGAGAGGGAGCAGUUUGAUGAGGCAAGCAAUCAAAUUGUUGCACACCUGAAAACAAAGGAAGAUGAGCUAUCAAGAUCCAUUGCUUCAUGUAGAGUAGAAGGAGAUGUUCUUCAUACAUGGAUCAAUUUCCUUGAAGAUACCUGGGUUCUCCAAUCCUCCUUUAUAGAUCGGAAGGAAAAGCAGACCAGUGAUGAGUUAGAGAAACAUGAGAACUACUUUGUGGAAUUGAUCACUUGUCACCUCUCUGCUUACAAGGAACAGUUGGGUCCUUCUAUCAACCGUAUCAGGAUACUUGUGGAGAAUUUGAAAAAUCUAAAUGAAGGGUUAGAGAUGGCCUCUGGUUUAGAUGCCAAUGAUUCUAGAGAAAGCCCAAGAAGAAAUCUUGAGGAGGAAUACCUGAAUUGUGAAGCGAAGAUUAUAACCACCUUUAGUGUAGUGGACAACAUGAAAGAACAGUUUUAUCCUAAACAUGGGAAAGUCUCCAGGAAAGAUGAUCUAGGAGUGAAAGAGCUAUUUGAUGCUAUUGAAAAAAUGAGAGAGGAAUUUGAAUCCAUUGAGAGACCAAACCUAGAUAUUGAGACUCCAACAACCCCUAGUGCAGAGACGCCAUCUAUCAAUAUGCAAGAGAAGGUUUCAUCUCCUCCCUCCACACAGACCAUUGAGUCACUGCUAUCUAAGAAUGAUGAACCUUCGGAACCACCCUCAGCCAAGGAAGAACAGUCAUUGGACCCUGAAGCGGAACUGGCAAAGCUGGAGUCAGAAUUUGGUAAAGUUAGCAGAGACUACUCAACAGAGGAGAUUGGUGACUGGGAGUUUGAUGAGCUUGAGAGGGAGUUGAUAGGUGACUCGGCAACAAACAAAUAGAUCAGAUCUACCCUUCUGCUCUGAGUCUAUAGAAACUUCUGGUAUCCGUUAACCAUGAACAGCUUUGUUGUAUGUAACUAUUUAACAUCUAGGCGCCACCUAAUGAAAAGCCAGAUUUUAGCUAGGUUUAUAUUUUUUAAUGUGUGGAUCUAGAUGAACUUGUAUCCAUUGGAUCGGAUGUAAAUUUGCAAACUGUGAUAACAUAACAUGGGUUCGUUGAAAUAAAUGUAAUAUUCUUGGUUUACA